Molecule: messenger RNA, 618 nt
Organism: Knipowitschia caucasica
Lineage: Eukaryota; Metazoa; Chordata; Actinopteri; Gobiiformes; Gobiidae
Source: the annotation of a GenBank genome assembly
AUGGCGGCUAGCCACCUGCAGCCACACCUCACAAACCCCCAUCUGAAGAGGCACCAGCUGAUCCAACCUCUGACCAACCUGGAGGAGCGCAUCUGCCUUGAGCACGGGCAGCUCCUGGAGCUCUUCUGUAGGGACCACUCACUGUUGGUUUGUCUGAAAUGCACGUCUGAAGAGCAUAGAGAUCAUCAGACAGUCCCUCUGAAGGAGCAGGGAGAGGUGCAGCAGGCCACACUGAAGCAACAGAUCAAAGACAGACUAGUGAAAGUCCAGGAGAUCCAGCGAUUAGUGAAGCAGAGUCAGAGAAACGCAGAGACAGAAAUACAAGAAGGUCUCAGAGUCUUCAAUACUUUGAUGGAGUAUGUUCAACAGAGUGCAGCCAGCUUCAAACAGAGCAUAGAAGAGAAGCACAAGAAGAGCGAGGAGGAGGCAGCUCAGCUGAUAGAGCAGAUCCAGUCAGAGAUCUCUGAGCUGGAGCAGAGAGGAGCGGAGAUGGAGCAGCUGUGGAGCUCUGGAGACCACCUGCACUUUGUCCAAACCUUCACUACAGUCAAGCCUGCUCCAUGGCUCAACGACUGGACGCAGAAGACCGAGCAGUUCUCUUGUGCUUGUCGGAGAUGA